Homo sapiens (human) is the source of this 2803-nucleotide messenger RNA. It is a transcript of the gene DENND10, whose product is annotated as DENN domain containing 10. Lineage: Eukaryota; Metazoa; Chordata; Mammalia; Primates; Hominidae. Bases 417 to 1466 code for a protein of 349 amino acids. The record is from RefSeq and is a predicted model, not a curated record. Gene Ontology annotation, cellular component: late endosome. The transcript is spliced from 10 exons.
UCUCACCAAGGACCGAGGGGCCGUGGGAAACGUCUGACGCCCACUUCACGGAGGAGCAAAUGGAGGCCCAGGCCGUCAUUGUGCACGGACACACCAUAGGCCGUACAGAGCCGGGAGUGGGACCCUCGCAGUGUAUCCCAGAGCCCCCAACCCCCACCAGUGGAGAGCUCCUGCAUCAUGUGAUCGAGCUUGUGCAUAAAUAAAGCAGGAGUUUCUACACAAUCCUGUGUGGUGGAAUCUCGACGGGGUCUCCCUCUUAUCCAGGCUGGAGUGCAGUAGCGCAAUCAUCGCUCUCUGCAGCCUCCACCUCCCAGGCCCAAACCAUCCUCCCGCCUCGGCCUCCGAGUAGCUGGGACCUCAGGCGUGCACCACCACCCGAUUAAUUUUUGUAUUUUUUGUGGAGAUGGGAUACCGACAUGUUGUCCAGUGACCAUCUUUCCACCGUAGAAAAGGACACAAAUGGAGAAGUUCUGUGGGUGUGGUGUUAUCCUUCCACGACAGCCACAUUAAGGAACCUGCUGCUGAGAAAAUGCUGCCUUACAGAUGAAAACAAACUUCUCCAUCCCUUUGUCUUUGGUCAGUACAGAAGAACAUGGUUUUAUAUCACAACAAUUGAAGUUCCAGAUUCUUCCAUUUUGAAAAAGGUGACUCAUUUUUCUAUUGUCCUGACCGCCAAAGAUUUUAACCCAGAGAAGUAUGCUGCCUUCACUAGGAUAUUGUGUAGAAUGUACCUGAAACAUGGGAGCCCAGUUAAAAUGAUGGAGAGUUAUAUUGCAGUUCUCACAAAGGGGAUAUGCCAGAGUGAAGAAAACGGCUCUUUCCUUAGUAAGGAUUUUGAUGCCCGAAAGGCCUACCUGGCUGGCUCCAUCAAAGACAUUGUAUCUCAGUUUGGAAUGGAAACUGUUAUCUUACACACAGCACUGAUGCUAAAGAAAAGAAUUGUGGUGUAUCACCCCAAGAUAGAAGCGGUCCAGGAGUUCACCAGGACUCUGCCUGCCCUGGUGUGGCACCGACAGGACUGGACCAUCCUUCACUCUUACGUGCACCUCAACGCCGAUGAGCUGGAAGCCCUGCAGAUGUGCACAGGUUACGUCGCUGGAUUUGUAGACUUGGAGGUGAGCAACAGACCAGACCUCUAUGAUGUGUUUGUGAAUCUGGCAGAGAGUGAGAUUACCAUUGCUCCCCUUGCAAAAGAGGCCAUGGCAAUGGGCAAACUGCACAAAGAAAUGGGUCAGCUAAUUGUUCAGUCUGCAGAAGAUCCAGAGAAAUCAGAGAGCCACGUUAUACAGGAUAUUGCUCUAAAAACAAGAGAAAUCUUUACCAACCUAGCACCGUUUUCAGAAGUUUCGGCUGAUGGAGAAAAGAGAGUCCUUAAUUUGGAGGCGCUAAAGCAAAAACGAUUUCCACCAGCAACAGAAAACUUCCUUUAUCAUCUAGCAGCAGCCGAACAAAUGCUGAAAAUCUGACUGUGUGACAGAACGUAUCACUGAUGACUGAUAGAAAGCCCUCUUUCACUCUGAUUACCCACUCACUACAUGAAGUCCUGAAAAUAACAGAGAAACUGUUAUAUCUUUUUAAUGAUUUAUUUGCAAGUAUUGAGAUUUGACCUGAAAAACAAUGAAACACAUGAACACACUUCCGAUUUUCUCCUCGCUGAUUAGCUUCCUGCCUGCUGUCAGUGCUGGACGAAGUGCUAUAACUACUUUAUGUAACAUUACAGAACAGCUAGAGGUCCUGGGGUAAGAGAAAAAAAGCACAUCACAACAAAUGUGAAAGCCUUCAUUAUUACACGUUCCAGUUUGUCUCGCUGUGUAGGCAUAAGCUAAUGGUUUAUUUUCAGAAAGCUGCCUGAAACGUUGCUUUGUAUUCUUCUAGGAAGAACUUUAAUUCCUCCUGAGGAACUCUACUUUCUGAGCCAAACUGCUAAUUUUCUGCGGAACUGUCUAGAAGAUCAUUCAAGAGACCCUGCAGUUGCACUUUCUCGUAAAAGUUAAAAAAAAAAAAAAAAAAAAAAGGUUUUUCCCGGCCUUUGAACAUUUUGCCUAUGAGAGUUUUGCAUAUAUUUUAUACUUGAGUAGACAACUUUAAUAAUCCAUAUUUAUACUAUCGCAGAAGUAAGCAUUUGGCAAACGUUCAGCCAUUAGCACUCAUUUAACCCUGUUAGCAAUAUUCUUUUGAAAAAAGUGCCAGUCCUUAUGUGAUAAACUAAGAAGCCCAUUGAAUAUAAAAGUGUGUAGGACUGAAACAGUGACCUUAUAUUAUUGCUAAGGGAAUAUGAGAUUAACUUCCUACAGGGGCCAAAACCAGAGAAAGGCUUCCAGCAACUUCGAUGAAAGUAGUUUGGCCACAUGUCAAGCCAAUUGUUUGUACUAUUUAUGUACCUUUUUCAUAACUGGAAUUGCCAAAUAAGCAUGGAGAUCUAAAUGAUGUACUUGUUAGUGUAUUCAUUCAUAUUGACUGUAAAGGAUUAUUUUUCACUCAGUACUGAUGUCCUUGGAAAUCUUACCUGGAAACAUGUUUGCAAAAAACAUUAUUGGGUCUUUCAUCUUUUUCUUGGUAUUACAUAUUUGUUCAAUAAAAAUUAAACACCCUCCCUUUUUUUUGAGUGAGGGCAGGGAGUACCUGAAAUAAGACAAUGUUUACUAAGGCAAAUAAUUGAAAAUUAAAUCUGCACUUUAUGGAAAUGAGGAAUAUUAACAUCUUUUUUCUCAUUUUUUUGUAUUACUAUAUUAGCUAAUGAUCAAAGUUGUUAAAAUUAUAAAUUUAUGAUGCAGAAAUAAAAUUGAUAUAUUUUGAUAUUCAA